AUGGUCCAAUGGUUUCGCAUCGAGUGGAAACGAAUCGAGCCAAGACUUGUCGAUUCGCCACUCCGUGUCCUCAAACAUUCAAUGGAAAACAUGUUGAGAAUGUCGGAUGGUCUGAUAUUUCUCACGAGUGGCGAGUGUCGUCAUCCAUACGAUGUAGAAGAAGCUCGAAAAACAAAAUACCGAUCCAAGCUCUCCACUUUGAAAGAACGCGGUGAUGGAUAUACAUGUCUUUACAAGUCGGAUGCCAUUUAUUCUGGUUUUGGCUGGGACGAGUUUGCAAACGAAACUGUUGGGAUUCAAGCAAGACUGAUAUCGAUUCUGAAGCAGUAUAUGAAGUCGCCAUGGGAUUAUUUGGAGCGCAAAGGAGCCACAGAAUUGUUGGAAUCCCUCUUGGGGCAGCACGAACUUGCUGUAAAGGAACUACAACAAGAGGUACAAAAUUUGAAAAAUAUUAUUUUGCAAGAUAUCAAGUUAAGGCUAAAACCAAAGAAGCUUUGCUUUGCAACACAGGACAAGAUGGAGCGACUGUUUGUUGCCUACGGAAAGCAAACCAUCAGUCUCGAGCGAAGGGCUGACAACUUCCAGCUCGAGAAGGAUUCUGUUCUUCCCGCUAGCUACGACACAAUUGGUGACUGGAAGCGAUACGAACUAAGCCUUUCUGCAAAUGAAUCUUGUAAACAAAUCAAGAAACGCAGAAUGGUGAUUCAAGAUACGGAUAGCGACAGCGACAGUGUUGCAGCUCCACAGAGACGAAAAAAGCGUCUCGAAACACAGACUUCAAACCAGAAUGCCACAGGAUUGAAGGUUAAGGUUAAGACAACAACGGCUCAAGCGGAGAAGGAAGAUUCUGUCCAUGCAAUCAAAGCCCAAAUGGGGGUGGAUGCUGCCGGCCUUGAGACAUCAAGGGAAGAACUGGAGCAUGAAAUUGUUGGAGAACGUGAUUCAUCGAAUGAAUUAGAGGAAAAGAAUGAAAGCCUUGGCAAAGUUCUCCAACGAGUCCUCGCAAGACAAGACCGUGACGAUGACGAAGUCUGGGAUGCCAGAGAGUGUCUUCGGCAGUCACACAUGGAGUUGGGGAACGAAUACCUCUGGUCCAAACGAGACUUUCCAAAGGCCCAGGAGAGCUUUCAACAAGCUCAGAGGCUGGUGAAGGAUCAACAGGAUUCCCACAAUCGAGUUGUCCUUACCAGCAAUGACGAUACUCCUGAGUCACAUGUGAUCGGACGCAAUCUUCUUUUCCUUCUUGCUCAGGCAAGUCUCAAUGGUGGAAUUUGUCAUGUAGAGCGUGGAUUGGUCAACAACAAUAAAAUCCCCAAGGGGAUAGUGAAUUCGGCACUCAAGGAGUUUUACGUUGUGCAAAGCAUAACAGCUGAUUUGCGGCAGCAAGCUCUGGAAGACGAACAAGCUUCUAGAAUUCACUCAUCUCACUGGAACGAGUGUCAUGAGGAUUCGCUUCGUGCUACCCAGCUCGAAUCAUUGUCUCACCGCUGGAUAGGUGUAUGUCUAUGGAACGCAUCGCGAGAAACAGACGCCAUUGAGAGCCUACAGAAAGCAUCUUCAUUCUUCAAAAUCAACGGUGAACCAAGAAGCGAGUUGAUCCCUUCCAUUUUGGAGGUCGCAGCAGAAUGUAUCUUUGCAUGCUGCGCUCUUUCAGACCUGGUAUGCUCUGCAAUGGAAAAGUUGCCGCGUAACUCUUUGAUCAAGGGCGACCACUACAUUGUCAUAGUGGAACGAGCAUUGAGACGAUAUGCUGAAAUUGUCGGUAAAUUUGAACGCUAUCCACGAGGGGAUGCAAUUAGCGAAUCAUUCCAAGCCUUUCGAGAAUCCAAUAACAUCAAAACAUCAGAAGCAGUGCUCAACCAUAUCGCACAAGUCAGAGGUUGGUGGAAGAAAAAGAAGAGUCAACCUACAAGCUUAAUGGCAAAGGAUUCUGCCAGCAAAGUGAAAUCCACCCUGCCUAGAUUUGACGUCUUUUCAUCUGGCUUGACGUCUUCAAACAAUCACCACUCAACCGCUCAUAUUACUCUCUCCAGCGGCCGUCGUCUACAACAAAGAAGAGGCGUCUCUAAACCUGAUUCUAAUCCUGCAACAGCAUUUUCUGCUUUGCCUGGGGAAACCGAAACUGCCCAACAAAUGCAAUUUCGAAAAUGGGGUGAUCAGUUGUUGUCUAGUCAUAGCGAUCCGACUGCUGGUGACUCUAUACCUCAGCUUGUUUACCCAUCCAUUGCUCCUCCAAUUCCGGAAGACCUUAGAGCGCUAAUUCAAGGGUAG
This is a messenger RNA of Cylindrotheca closterium, 2271 nucleotides long. Lineage: Eukaryota; Bacillariophyta; Bacillariophyceae; Bacillariales; Bacillariaceae. The record is from the annotation of a GenBank genome assembly.